This is a messenger RNA of Haliotis rufescens (red abalone), 1034 nucleotides long. RefSeq names its product gamma-glutamyl hydrolase-like. Gene Ontology annotation, biological process: tetrahydrofolylpolyglutamate metabolic process. NCBI's taxonomy places the organism in Eukaryota, Metazoa, Mollusca, Gastropoda, Lepetellida, Haliotidae. The record is from RefSeq and is a predicted model, not a curated record. Gene Ontology annotation, molecular function: gamma-glutamyl-peptidase activity. Gene Ontology annotation, cellular component: vacuole. Bases 32 to 976 code for a protein of 314 amino acids. The transcript has 9 exons.
GAGAUAACGGUGUUUGUUCAAUUGAGUCAACAUGAGUGGUGUUCAGGUAGCCUGUUUUCUGCUGGUGGCGUCUCAUAUCGCCUGCCUGCCCCUCAACAACAGACCGAUCAUUGGUGUUGUUGACCAGUGCACGGGUUUAGACCAGCCAUAUGGCGACACUUACAUCAGCGCGACCUAUGUCAAGUUCCUGGAACAGGCGGGAGCCAGGGUAGUUCCAGUGAGAGUCAAGCAGCCUAAAGAAUACUACGAAACUCUCCUUUCGCGCAUCAAUGGAGUGCUAUUCCCCGGGGGUGACCGCAAUCUGACCUCCAGCUACCUCGCCACUGCCGCUAGGAUCAUAUACGACAUCGUCGUCCAGGCUAACGACGCCGGGGAUCACUUCCCCCUGUGGGGCACCUGUCAGGGCUUCCAACUCCUCACCAACCUGACGGCCCGGCACAACUUCCUGCAGCCAACUGAUGCUGAGAACAUUAGUAUGGCGCUAGACUUGAAGCCAGCCUACAAGGAAAGUCGCUUGCUGGGCAUGGCCAGUCCUAGGGUCAUCAACACGCUCACCAGGGAGAAGGUCACGCCAAAUUUCCAUCAUUUCGGUGUUAUGGAGGAGACAUUUAGUGCCACGCCCUCUCUCCGCGACUUCUACCGGAUCAUGUCUACCAACAAGGACAGGGGAGGGAAGGUGUUCGUGUCCACCAUGGAAGCGUUCAAAUACCCGUUUUAUGCCACCCAGUGGCACCCGGAAGAUAUAAACUACGGUUGGAAUCCCAACGACGACAUCGACCACACACGGGAGGCCAUCCACGUCACCCAGUACCUCGCCAACUUCUUCGUCGACGAGGCCCGGAAAAGUCAGCACCGCUUUCCAGACGUCGCCACAGAGUCUGCAGCCGUCAUUGAGAACUACCAGCCUCUGUUUCUUAAAGACGGAUCUUUCUCUGAAGCAUAUAUGUUUAAUUUUACCCAAAUUCCUUUUUAUUAAGCUAUGUUUUCACACUUCUGUCUAAACUGAUCAAUAAUAAAAUGGAUGCACCUGAUAA